Molecule: messenger RNA, 1545 nt
Organism: Stylonychia lemnae
Lineage: Eukaryota; Ciliophora; Spirotrichea; Sporadotrichida; Oxytrichidae
Source: the annotation of a GenBank genome assembly
AUGUUUCAUAAAACUAUACUGAACUUUGCAAUACUUUUGGGGGCUUGUACUUCAAUUCAGAUCAGUGAUGUACUUUAGAAGCAAAGAUCACAGCUAAAGUGGAGAUAAGAAGCAUCCAAUAAUUUCAACUGGAAUGCAACUCAAAACAUUUAGUGGUCCGUAGUUAACGCUUUCAUUGAUGUCUAGACCAGUCCAGAUGGAGAUAUAUAUGCCAUUCAAAGAAUCCAAUCCGAAAUGGAAACCAAGAAAUACUUCGUUUACCUUUACAAUAUCACAUCCAAUAUCUGGACAAUAACUGAUGCUACUUUUUAAGCGAAGGCUAUUAGAUUCGACAGACUUGGAAAUAUUUACUAUUUGGACUAAAAUAAUUGCAUCCUCAAUUCUUAGAAACAGAAGUUAAUCUGUGGGGCAUUUGACUUUGAAGUCACUGUUAAACGAGAGAUCUAUCUUUUGCAUGAUGGUCUUGGCUCUUUACCUAAAGAUACUCUAUCAUCUCCAUGGAGAACAGUUGGUGUUGAAGACUAUUAGUACAAGGCUCUCUCUGGAUAUAAGGGUAUCACAUUGCUGAAAGACUAGCCCAUCUUGAUUUUGAACGAUGGGACUGUUGACUUCAAUUAUGGUGGGGAAAAGCUUGUUAGUAUUAGUGCUGGUAUCGAUGGUUCUUUGUGGGCUUUAAAGCAAGAGGAAAAUGUAAAAAGCUAUCAAGUUCUCAAAUGGCAAACAGUUGCAUAAAAGUGGUACAUAGUUUCAGGCGCUAAAGGAGUCAGUCUCUCAGCUUACAAUGAAAUCUCUGUAGCAAUAGUUGAUGAGAAAGGUCUACUUAGUCUUUCAUCUUAGGUAGGACAUCAAGAUGAGGCAUAAUAUACAAAUAUUCCAGCAACUACAAAUCCUCCAGCAACAACAAAUGUUCCAGCAGCAACUGUUGUUCCAACAAUUGUACCAACCUCUCCAUCAGUGGCUCCAGAUAUUAUCGGGCAGCCAGCAGACUCAUUCGUUCCUUAAGAUGCAUUUAAGCUAUUUGCCUAAGAAGUAAAAUCAACCUAUGAUACAAACAUUAAGUCUUUUACUAAAGUCUUUAAUGCGUAAAAGAAUAUAAAAUCACGUAUUGACGCUCUUGCAGCCAUAUAUUAAAAGGAUGACAUCUUUGGCUUCAUCAAAACAAGCACUGGCUCAAUACUAGGGUUUUAUUACCAUGAUGCGGUAUAAUCAUUUUCUCAGAAUGGUCCAUAAAUAUAUACAUAAACUAUGAUUUAUGGAGUCUCAACUGGACAUUUCUCCAAAUAAGAGCCUAAUGAUUAAUACGAAUCAGCUUUUGGACCAUAUGAGGGCAAUGGGGCAAUGCAAAUUAUCACAACUCCUAGAGCAAAAAUAAUCUUUUACCUAUCAUGCAUUAAUCCUAUGAGCCCGCCUAGUAUGGCUGAGUGCUAUAGUAAUUCUAAUUUCUCAUAACCAGAAUAUUGCUAUUGGAUACUCUUAAGACAAUAAGGUGAUAGCAAUACUUUUGAAUGUGAACAAAUAGAGUAUUAUCAAGGUGAUACUCAAUGA